AUGUCCUUUGUGGACGUUUUGGCAGCGAAACCGAAAGAGCCGGAGCUCUACCGAGUGCUCGGAUGUGACGAAAAAUCGUCGGUAGAUUUUUGAAUUAAUUUCCUAAAGAGUAAAGAGUGAAUUUGUUCAGACGGACCAAAUAAUAGCGGAAUAUCGAGCACGUGUCCGGGAAGCGCAUCCGGACAAAACGACGGCCGAACGGAGCCGAGAGGCCACCGAAAAGUUCCAUGAACUGCAGGUUUUCAGUGAAAAAAACAUGUUAUACUGUAAAUAUCUUUUGAAAAAGAAACCCAAAAAGUGCAAUUACACCCCCAAAACGUUCAGAACGCCUACACAAUUUUGACGGACAAAUCCCGUCGUCGGGCCUACGAUUCGUGGCUCCAUUCGCCAUUUCCGGUGACUUUUGACGAAUUUUCGAAAAGUCUGGACACGUUUCAAAUGGUAAUUGUCCGAACUGGCACGUGUGCACCGCUUUUUUUCUGAUUUUUCCAUGUUUUAGACUCAUUUUAGCCUGAAUGUCGUUUAAUGUGGUGUCGGGUACGCAGUCGGUGUUUGCACACUUGGCAUUUUACCCGACGACAAUUUCGUAGUUUUGGUGGUUUGUCACCCGAAAAAUUGGCAAUUUCCUUGGUUUUUGUGAUGUUUUCCUUGGUUUUUGCACCCAAAAAAAUUAUAAAAUGCAUAAAUUGCAGUCAACCCACUGGGCGGUCCCAAAAAGCCAGCCCUCGAUUGCAAUGCCACAUGAAAAUAUGAAAAUCUCUGAGAAUUCCCAAGAAAAAUUGGAAUCCCGAUGGGCAGAGGGCGAUCGAUAUCAAUCGUCGAUCGCUUCGGCUUUCAGAAAUUAUAAACUGUAA
Molecule: messenger RNA, 854 nt
Organism: Caenorhabditis sp. 36 PRJEB53466
Lineage: Eukaryota; Metazoa; Nematoda; Chromadorea; Rhabditida; Rhabditidae
Source: the annotation of a GenBank genome assembly